UCAUGAUGCAUCAUUGUGAGAGUAUAAAUAUGUCGACUUUACAGUGAAUCUCUUAUGAGUCUGUGCUGAAAAAGUCUCACUGCAGGACACGUGUGAAACUCAUCUGAAACAUCAUGUGUACUACGGGGAUUGCUGGAGGCUGGAGUGAAUGGAUGGAAGUUGAUGAUGAAGUGAAGAAAAUCUGCUUGUUGUUAAAACCUGAAGCUGAGAAGAAGACUAAAAGGAAGUUUCCUGUUUACCUCCACCUGAACUACCGACGCCAGGUUGUGGCAGGAUCAAACUACGAAAUGAAGGUGCAUGUGGGAAAUGACUCGUGUCUUUUUCUGAGAGUUUUCCAAGGACUUGGUCCUAAUGCUAAACUGGAGCUUCAGAAAGCUGUAGUGAUUCCACUGCCCAGCAUCAUUAUCCAUUAAAAUCCCUGAAUAAUGAUCUGUGUGUAAUGAAAUGUACUCUGCCAUUGCUUCAUGUUUAUGGUAAAGAGAAAUAAACUUAAAGAGAAAAAUAAACUUCUACAAAUGAUCAGUAUAAA
This is a messenger RNA of Pangasianodon hypophthalmus (striped catfish), 529 nucleotides long. Its product is annotated as cystatin-B. Gene Ontology annotation, cellular component: cytosol. The transcript has 3 exons. The coding region runs from base 114 to 413 and encodes 99 amino acids. Lineage: Eukaryota; Metazoa; Chordata; Actinopteri; Siluriformes; Pangasiidae. The record is from RefSeq and is a predicted model, not a curated record. Gene Ontology annotation, molecular function: cysteine-type endopeptidase inhibitor activity.